This is a messenger RNA of Pyricularia pennisetigena, 1947 nucleotides long. RefSeq lists its product as uncharacterized. The record is from RefSeq and is a predicted model, not a curated record. Gene Ontology annotation, molecular function: pre-mRNA 3'-splice site binding; poly-pyrimidine tract binding. The coding region runs from base 1 to 1947 and encodes 648 amino acids. The transcript has 5 exons. NCBI's taxonomy places the organism in Eukaryota, Fungi, Ascomycota, Sordariomycetes, Magnaporthales, Pyriculariaceae. Gene Ontology annotation, cellular component: commitment complex; U2-type prespliceosome; U2AF complex.
AUGAACGGGGAGAGUUAUUCCUCCAGAGAUGGAGGCCGCCAUGGCUCUUCUCGGGAUCAUCAGUCGUCAAGAACAGAUCGCGAAGACCGCCGAGACGACCGACACCGUGACCGUGACAGAGACCGUGGCGAUCGGGAUCGCGAACGCGACAGGGAUAGAGACCGAGACCGAGACAGACCGCGCCGUCGCUCACGAUCACCCGAGUACCGCGGCAGCCGCUCGUCGCGCAGGGAUGCCGGCGGCGAGCAGGACUCGUACUCGUCCAGCCGGAGCCAUCGCGACCGCGAGCGUGAGGACCGUUACGGCGGGGGCCGCGACAGGCGGGAGAGGGACUGGGAUCGCGACCGCGGCGGUCCGUCCCGGCGCCGCGAGGAUGGCGACCGCAGAGGAGGCGACAGAGACAGAGGCGAUCCGCACGACCGGCGGGCGGGCGGCCGCAGGGGCGGCGAGAGGGAGGAGCGUCGCAGGAGUGCCAGUCCGCAGCCCAAGAAGCGCGAACCCACGCCCGACCUGACCGACGUCGUGCCGAUCCUCGAGCGCAAGCGUCGCCUCACGCAGUGGGACAUCAAACCCCCGGGCUACGACAGCGUCACCGCGGAACAGGCCAAGCUGUCGGGCAUGUUCCCCCUCCCCGGUGCGCCGCGCCAACAGACUAUGGACCCUACCAAGAUGCCGGGCGGGGGCCACCGUGGAGACCGGGAUCGCGACGGUCAUCGUGGUCGUGAUGGGCGUGAUGGUGGGCGCGAUGGGCGGGACGGUGGACGCGACGGCGGACGUGAUGGUGGAAGGGACGGUGAUCGCGAAGGAGGCGACCGCCGCAGCGGGGCGGACAGCAACGUGACUCUUCGGCCGACAAACUCACGGCAGUCGAAGCGCCUUAUCCUAUCGAACCUGCCUGCCGGAACAACUGAAGACAGCCUUGUGUCAUUCCUGAACCUACAGCUGAACGGUCUCAACGUCAUUGAGGCUAGCGACCCAUGCUUGGCCUGUCAAAUGGCCCCAGAUGGAUCCUUUGCCAUGGUCGAGUUCCGCAGCCCCAGCGACACAACCGUAGCUUAUGCACUCGACGGCAUCUCCAUGGAGGCUGAUGAUGCGGCCGGUAAUGGAGACGCUAACGGCGCAGCCAGCAAGGGGCUGGCCAUGCGCCGGCCAAAGGACUAUAUCGUUCCCGCCGUCGUAGACGACACUGGGUAUGAGCCUGGUGUGGUUUCGUCAAGGGUCGUGGACACACCACACAAGAUCAGUGUGACCAAUCUUCCGGCAUAUUUGACUGAUGAGCAAGUCGUUGAGCUUCUUUCAUCUUUCGGCGAGCUCAAGGCCUUUGUGCUGGCUAAGGAUAGCAGCACUGAGGAAUCACGCGGAAUUGCCUUCUGCGAAUAUGUAGAUGUGACCAACACCGAUGUUGCCAUAGAAGGCUUGAACGGGAUGGAGCUUGGCGACAAGCGUCUCAAGGUUCGCAAGGCGAGCAUAGGAAUCACUCAAGUUUCCGGGAUGGAAAUGGGUGUCAAUGCAAUGUCGAUGCUUGCCGGCACUGUCGCGCAAGACCCGGAUCUCAGCCCCGUUCUGCAACUACUAAACAUGGUCACUGCGGACGAGCUGAUGGAUAAUGAUGACUACGAAGGUCGGUUUCUUCCAAAGAGAUGUUUCACCUUGAGCUGGACUAACCCUUUCCUGAUGGCUACAGAAAUUUGCGAGGACGUACAGGAGGAGUGCGCCAAGUACGGCACUGUAAUCGAGAUCAAGGUGCCAAGGCCCUCGAGCGGAGCGAAACAAGCUGCAGGUGUUGGGAAGAUUUAUGUCAAGUUUGACAGCAUCGAGUCAUCCACCAAGGCUCUCAAGGCAUUGGGCGGCCGCAAGUUUGCCGACAGGACGGUCGUCACGACGUAUUUCCCAGAGGAUAGCUGGAGGAUAUUGCUAAAAGGCAUUGUACGCAGCAGUGGGGCCUGA